UUUUCAGAUGAUAAGACUAAUAUCAACAUAAAUUUUCAGAAUUAUUGAAGGAACGUGUCACAUCUAAAACUCGGUGCUCUAUUUUGCAUAAUCAUUAUCAGUUUAAGAUGUAUUAACACGAAACAACUAAAACUAAUCCUUCUAAGAUUUUUCGGUACCUUUUGUGGGGUUGCGACUAGAUGUUUGGUAGAUUAUAAUGAAAUGAAUAACGACGACGUAAUAUGGCACACUAUCAACCAUUCAUUCUGUUCUUUUGUUGUCAAAACUAAAACUGGAAGGUUUUGCAGAAAUGAUGACAAUGUGACAGGAUUGUGUAAUCGACAUUCUUGCCCAUUAGCCAACUCACAGUACGCCACUAUAAAAGAAAGAGAUGGUAUCAUCUACCUGUAUGUCAAGGAACCUGAACGUAUACCUUAUCCUGGUAAACAGUGGGAGCGGAUUAAAUUGCGCCGGAAUAAAGAACAAGCUCUGAAACAAAUCAAAGAGCACUUAUUAUAUUGGGAUAAAUGGAUAAUAAGUCGUGUUAAGCAGAGAUUCUUUCGCACAAGAGAAUAUCUUAAAAAUAUGCGGCGUUUGGCCUUAUCAAGACAAAAGAAAUUAGAACCUAUUAAUCGUACGGUUGAAAAACGUGAAUUAAGGAGAGAAGCAAAAGCAUUACGUGUAGCACGCAUUGAACGUACUGUAGAACAAGAACUCUUAGAAAGAUUACGCGCAUCAACAUCUUCCAAGGAAAUAUAUAACAUAGAUCAAUCUGCCUUUGAAAAGGCUCUGGAAGCUGAAGAAAUAAAUGAAGAAGAAUCUGAUGAAGAAUACGAGGAGGAAGAAGAAGAAAUCGCUUACACUUCAGGAUCUGACGUUGAAGAUAUUGAAGAUAUCGGAGUGAUCGAUGAGGAAAAUGAAGAAGAGGAAGCUGAACAUAAUCUUGUUCUGACAAAUCCUAAAAAGAAGCGUAAAGUUACCAUUCACUAUGAAAAAGAUGAAUGAACAAUUAUCCCAUUUUUACUGUAUAUAUCUUGUAUAUUUAAGUGAAAUAGACUGUGAGUAGCUUUCUAACUAUACGAAAAUUGGAACCUUUUGAAUUCAUUUGUUCAACAAGCUUUUCGUUACUUUUUAUUAACCCAACUAGUUGUCACGGUGUGUUUGAAUAAUCACGGUAAUAAGUCACAGAUUUUUACGUCUCAGUAUAAAGAUAUUGGCCUAUAUUAUUAUAGUAGAAAAAACUACCAUUCAUACCUAACCUACUGUCUUUGACUCGUAUCUGCUUGCAUUUCAUCCUAACCCCAUGAAAAGUAAUCAUUCGUUGAGCAUUCCAAUUAUGAGUAAAUUAAAGUUGUUGUUAGUAUGAAGUUUCCAUAUCGUGAGAACAUAAUGUGAUCGAUAUUAAGAACCAAAAAUGGCUGUAAUCACUAGAACGUUUUCAUAUAUAUCCAAACACAGAUACUGACUAGAUUUAAGUAGAAGCAACCUGUCAGUGUUCAACCCAAAGUUUUACUGCUAAGUUGGAAAUUGCAACACACGACAAAUUCUUCACUUUACAAGGCUUAAGGAAACUCAAAGGAUAUUGCUACUUUCUGCACAGGAUUGCUGUGAUAGACAUUUUUGAUAUCCAUCCAUUUCACAUCCCAUCAAUAGUUGACAAAUAUUGCCCUCACAGUCAGUCACUGUUUG
Messenger RNA from Schistosoma haematobium, 1668 nucleotides. It is a transcript of the gene MAK16, whose product is annotated as ribosome biosynthesis protein. NCBI's taxonomy places the organism in Eukaryota, Metazoa, Platyhelminthes, Trematoda, Strigeidida, Schistosomatidae. Gene Ontology annotation, cellular component: nucleolus; preribosome, large subunit precursor. The record is from RefSeq and is a predicted model, not a curated record. The transcript has 2 exons. Gene Ontology annotation, biological process: maturation of 5.8S rRNA; maturation of LSU-rRNA. The coding region runs from base 202 to 984 and encodes 260 amino acids.